UGGCAACCAUCACUUCCUGGAGGUGCGCCCCCUUCUCCCUUCCGCCACUCCCUCCCUGCUGUCAGCCUGCAACGCCGCCCGCGCCCCGCGGCUCUGCAGAACUAAAUGUCGAUUGGCUGCGUUGUCGAGAGGGGAGGCUGAGGGAUGAGCACCGAGGCGCCACCAUCUCCCUGCGGCCCGGCUCACACGCACUCGCUCGGGUGUUUCCGCCUCCCCCGCUCGGGUGUUUCCGGCCGCCCGCCGAGCCGUGCCCAUGUCGGACGCGCUCUCCGCCACCGCCGGCUGCCGCUCCGAGCCCCCGGGCGGCGGCACCGCGCCCCGGGGCCCCGCAGAAAAUGAAGACUCAGCCCAAAAGACAGAGCCUGCAGAUCAGCUAGUUGAUUCUAUGGAGUCCAGUACUUCACCGAGCGGGUCACCGGCUGGGGCACACCUGAGGGCAGACUCAACAGAGCAUUCCAAGGAAGAAAUUGGCACUCUGGGGAACCAGAAAGUGGCUGUACUAGAAGAGAAGCUGCCUGACCAAAUCCAGUCUCUCAAAAAGGAAGCUGUUCGAUUAACCAACUACCAUGUACCUCAGGGAGUAGGGGAUAUAGUCAUGAUUCAGUCAGAUCACACUGGUGCUGUGGAUAUCCUUUCAGCUGAGCUGGAGACUGCAGACCUCCUUGGGGAGCAGAGAAAAGCUCAGCCUCCACCUCUGGCUGCACCCACCAUGUGGACCACUGAGAAGAUGAAGGAAUUCAAAGCCAAGAUGGGAAAGGAGAAGAAUGGCCGGAUGGUGGUGAAGCGAGGCGAGGUGGUGACAGUGCGUGUGCCAACCCAUCCUGACGGGAAAUGCAUUUGCUGGGAGUUUGCUACGGAUGACUACGACAUUGGCUUUGGAGUCUAUUUUGACUGGACCACAGUUACUAGCACUGCCAUUACUGUUCAGGUCAGUGAAUCCAGUGAUGAGGAGGAUGAAGAGGAGGACGAGGAAAUUGAAGGACUGUCCCCUGUAGGUGAUGUGGAACGGGGUUCCAAAAGCUAUCUGCGGAACCGCUAUGGAGAGAUCCUGCCUGUGUACCGCAGGAACAGCCAUCGGGAGGUGCAGGCAGGCAGCCACGAGUACCCGGAUCUGGCAGUGAAGGAGUUGCAAGGCAGUCCCAGCCCUCGGUGGUGCCAUGCCAUGUGCCUCAGUGACCUGGGGACAGCUGUUCUCAUUGGUGGAGAAGGUGUCAAUCAACAGUCCUGCAGGGAUGCUCUCUGGAAGCUGGAAAUUGACAGUGAUUUAUGGCUUCCAGUGGGUUUCAAGCUACAAAAUGCCAUGCCAUCAUGCUUACAUGGUCACACAGCUACCUACGACCCUGACACCAAGCGUAUCUACAUCUUUGGGGGCAUAAGGGAGGACAAAGACUACAGCAGCAUCUACAUUCUGGACACAGUCACCUGGAAAUGGCUCCUUGUGGCUGCUAAAGGAAGGAUACCAGUGCUCACCUACCACAGUGCAACUAUUUACCACAAGGAGCUCUUUGUUUUUGGAGGAACUUUCCCCAGAAAGACAUCGCUGGCAGUUGCACCCUGCAGCAAUGUGCUCUAUGUCUUCAAUCCAGAGCAUGAAAUUUGGUAUCAGCCCAUUUCAGAAGGGGAGAAGCCUCUGCCUAGGCUUGGGCAUUCAGCUACUCUAUUGAAAAACAAGCUGCUGAUUUUUGGGGGUCAGAGGACUUCUGUCUACCUCAGUGACAUGCACAUUCUGGAUCUGGGUUUCAUGGAGUACACAUCAGUCCCACUCCUGGCAGGACAGCCUUCUGCACGUUGUCAAAAUACAGUGGAUCUUCUCUCUGCUGUGGUGCCAGGAGUUCCUGUGCUGUCCUUGUUGGUGCCUGUAUGGUGUGGGGGAAUAUUCCUUAGUCUCCUUGGAAGACUCCUCUGUCUUCAGGCUAGGGUAAGUUUUCUGCUGUGUACUGGUAAACCGUAUGGCCUGCUGUUUGGUCUUCACAGUGCCUGGAGAGAUACUGUGCCACACAGGGGAAGAAACUCCUGUACCAGGACUAUGCUCUUCCUAAAGGGACAGAAUUGCUCCCUAGAACCAUGAUCUAAAUCAAUGCAGAGCCCAGCUAGCCUGCUAUCUCACCCCACAGAGCAAAGCUUAGGAGUUUUGAUAGCUCCUUCUGAGAUAAUGAGUUGCUC
Molecule: messenger RNA, 2163 nt
Organism: Vidua chalybeata
Lineage: Eukaryota; Metazoa; Chordata; Aves; Passeriformes; Viduidae
Gene: TMED8
Product: transmembrane p24 trafficking protein family member 8
Exons: 13
Coding region: 254-2068 (604 amino acids)
Molecular function (GO): protein binding
Source: RefSeq, a predicted model, not a curated record